Molecule: messenger RNA, 4129 nt
Organism: Diorhabda sublineata
Lineage: Eukaryota; Metazoa; Arthropoda; Insecta; Coleoptera; Chrysomelidae
Gene: GlyS
Product: glycogen [starch] synthase
Exons: 11
Coding region: 200-2365 (721 amino acids)
Biological process (GO): glycogen biosynthetic process
Cellular component (GO): cytoplasm
Molecular function (GO): alpha-1,4-glucan glucosyltransferase (UDP-glucose donor) activity
Source: RefSeq, a predicted model, not a curated record
GUGCUUUCGAGGUGACCUUCAAUAAAGGAGUUAAAUGGUUUUAUCUACAUGUGUGAUGUGUUUAUCUUGUUUAGAAGUUUUAGUACCGCAUAAUUGCCUCUUUAUUUAAAACGUGUUUGAAUUUUCUCCUGUGAUAGGUUUGUAGUUUAAUUGAACUUGCUUUAUUUUUGAAAAAAGUUGAAAGAAAACGUCAGUUAAAAUGUCUAGAGAAAGGGCAUCGAGGAGAUUCUACCGAGUAGAAUCAACAACUAAUCUACUAGGAUGUUUGGACAGGGGGAUGAUUGCAGAACAAGAAAAUCGUUGGUGUUUCGAAAUUGCAUGGGAAGCAGCCAACAAAGUUGGAGGAAUUUACACAGUAAUUAGAUCGAAAGCUUACGUCUCCGUGGAAGAAAUGGGGGACCAAUACUGUCUCAUGGGUCCGUACAAGGAGCACAGUGCUCGUACGGAAGUUGAAGAAGGUCCUCUCGGUAGCGAAGCAUUAAACAAAGCCGUUGAAAUGGUAAGAAACAAAGGUUUCAGAGUCAUUACCGGUAGAUGGUUAGUGGAUGGUAAUCCUCAAAUCAUUUUAUUCGAUAUUGGAUCCGCCGCAUGGAAAUUAGACGAAUAUAAACAAGAAUUGUGGGAAAAAACCAAUAUCGGAGUACCCCAUUUGGAUAUUGAAGCCAACGAUGCCAUUAUUUUAGGUUGUAUGGUAGUAGAAUUUCUAGCGGCUUUCAGGAUUACUUCGGAAGAAUAUGGUGAAGGUACUCCACCACGUAUCGUAGCUCAUUUCCACGAAUGGCAAGCCGGAAUCGGGUUAAUAAUGAUUCGAAUUAGACAUGUCAACGUCGCCUCGGUUUUCACGACCCACGCAACGCUUUUAGGAAGAUAUUUGUGUGCCGGUAACACAGAUUUCUACAAUAAUCUCAGCAAAUUCAGCGUCGAUGAAGAAGCGGGAAAGAGGCAGAUUUAUCAUCGGUAUUGUAUAGAACGAGCCGCUUCUCAUUUGGCUCAUAGUUUUACCACCGUUUCAGAAAUAACCGGUUAUGAAGCUGAGCAUUUAUUGAAGAAGAAACCUGACGUUAUAACGCCUAAUGGUUUAAAUGUCAAGAAAUUCUCCGCGCUUCACGAAUUCCAAAAUUUACACGCUCUUUCCAAAGAAAAAAUUCACGAAUUUGUCAGGGGGCAUUUUUACGGACAUUACGACUUUAAUUUAGAUAAAACUCUUUAUUUUUUCAUCGCUGGACGUUACGAAUUCGGUAAUAAGGGAGCUGAUAUAUUCAUCGAGGCCCUAGCUAGGCUCAACCAUUAUCUCAAGAAUACUCAUCCGGAUAUUACGGUGGUGGCUUUUAUGAUAUUUCCUGCAAAAACUCACAAUUUUAACGUGGAAUCUUUGAGAGGUCAUGCUGUUACUAAAUCAUUGAGGGAUACCAUUCACGAUAUUCAGAAUAAAAUCGGAAAAAGAAUGUACGAGACUUGUUUAAGUGGUCGUUUACCGGACGGAAACGAUUUGUUAGAGAAAGAAGAACUGGUGCGACUCAAGAGAUGUAUUUACUCAUUACAAAGAGACGGUUUGCCGCCCGUAACCACACACAAUAUCAACGAUGAUUGGAACGAUCCCGUAUUAAACGCCGUCAGACGAUGCAGUCUGUUCAAUACGACACACGAUAGAGUCAAAAUUGUGUUCCAUCCCGAAUUCCUCAGUUCGACUAAUCCCCUGUUCGGUUUAGAUUACGAGGAAUUCGUUAGGGGUUGUCAUUUGGGGGUAUUUCCUAGUUACUACGAACCGUGGGGGUAUACUCCCGCCGAAUGUACCGUUAUGGGUAUUCCGAGUAUUACUACUAAUUUAUCAGGUUUCGGGUGUUUCAUGCAGGAACACAUCACGGAUCCCAUGUCUUAUGGUAUUUAUAUAGUGGAUCGUAGGUACAUCGGUCUAGAGGAUUCGGUACAGCAAUUAGCUCAAUACAUGUACGAUUUCGCGAGGCUUAGUAGAAGACAAAGGAUUAUUCAGAGGAAUCGUACCGAAAGACUUAGCGAUCUUUUAGAUUGGAGGAAUUUGGGGGUGUACUACCGUCAAGCCAGAAUGAAAGCGUUGCACAAAGUAUUUCCGGAUUAUAAGGAAGAAAUGGAAGUGGGACUCGCUUUUAGAUAUCCGAGACCCAUUUCCGAACCUCCAUCCCCUAGUUCUAGUAAAGUUACGACGCCGGCAGCAUCGGUACAUGGAUCUGAUGACGAAGGCGAUUCCGUUGAUUCCGAGGCAGAGGUUAGUUUUUUUUUUUUUUUUUUUUUUUCAUUUUCCCAGGAGAAAGUAACUCAAAGAAAAAGCAAUAAAAAACGAAAAAUUGAGAAAAAAAUAGAAGAAUCAUGGAGAAAUAGGAGAGAAUAGAAAAGAAACAUGACGAAAGGAUAAUAAUUAAACAUGAAAAGAUAUAGGAACGCGAAGAAAAAAAACAGAGAGAAAGAAUGGGAAACAAAAAUAUACACGUAAAAGAGACAAAGACAGAAAAUGAAAAAAACAAUGAGAAAUAGAAGGCAUAAAGCAUAGAAAAGAACGAAGAGAGGGGACAGGAAAAAUGAGAAACUGAAGUGAAACAUGAAGAAAUAAAUCUAAGAAAAAUCAAUAAAUGGUAAUAGAAAGGAAAGACUGAAUCAUAGGGAAAGACUAAUAAUGAAAUAUAUAAUGAAAAAUACAUUUUGUAAAAACGAACAGAAAAGGAAGAAACAUGAGGAACGAACAGGAAAGAAAUAAAUAAGAAAUAGGAAAGCUACAUGGAAAAAAAAAGAUGAAGAGAAUUGGAAAAAAAAUAAACAACACAAAAUGAAAGAUAUCGAUAAAAAAUACGUAUAAAACAUGUAGGAGGAAGAGGAUGGAAACACAAAGAAAAGAUAGGAUAAAAACAAGGAAGACAGAAAAUUCAGACAGAGCAGGAAAGAAACAUGCGUAAAUAAUAAGAAAGGAAACAAGUAGAGGGAUCGGGAAAGAAGCAUAAGAAUAAAUGGAAACGAAACACGAAGAAAGAGUUGAAAAGAAAUAAGAAAAUUAGGAAAGAAAUGUGUAAAAGAAUAGGAAAGAAACUUGUAGAAGAAAUAGGAAAGAAAUACGACUGAGGAAUGGAAAAUGGGGAAGGAAAGAAUGAAACGUGUAUAAAGAAUAGGAAACAAACCUGACGGAGAAAUGGGAAAAAGAAAGAGAAGAAAAGUAACAUGAAGGAAGAGCAAAAACGCAAAAAAAAACAGAAUGAAGGAUUGGGAAAUUAAAAAUAAAGAAAGGGAAAGAAACACAAACAAAGGGCAAACAAUAAAGAAACGUAGAGGAACAUUAGGAAACAAAGACGAUAAAGGCGAGGUGAAUAAAAAUAAGAGAAAGAAAGAGGCACAUAAGGAAACGGAGAAUGCUGGAUAAAACGGAACGAAUAUGAAGUGAAAUAAAUAACUAAAUGAGGGAAUGAGAAGUGAAGAAAUAGUAGUAAAGAAAGAAACGUGAAGGAAGAAUAGGAAGUAAUCCUGAAGAAACAAUAGAUGAAAGAAUGUAAAACAUACAAGGUGAAAGAAUAGGGAAGAAAAACGGAGAUAGAACUGAAAUAGGAAUAGAGAAUAGAAACUUGAAUAAAAUGCAGGAAAUGAAUAUCAAAAAAGAAUAGAAAGGAAAACCAGAUAAUAGAAUGAAUAGGUAAGACAGACACAUAAGAAACGAAUAAUAAUGAAACAUAGAGGAAGAAUAGAACAUGGAAAAGGGGUAGAAAGAAAAAACGGAAAAGAAAAAUAGAGAAGGAAUAGGGAUUACAGAACGGAUAAUAAUGAAACAUAGAAAACGAAUAGGGACGACAGAACGGAAAAUAAUGGAACAUAGAAAAAGGAUAGGAAAGAAAAAUAAUAUAAGAAGAGCAGAAAAGAAACAUGGUGAACGAACGAGAACAUCAUGAAGAAUGACUAUAAAUUGAAUAAAGAGAAAGAAUCAUAAAAAAAAAGAAAGAUACUGAAAUUGUAGUACUAAUUUAUCACUUGCCUGUGGUAAUACAUUACAGAUUCGUGUUUGUAGUGAGAAUUUGAUAAAAAUUAAAAGUUUUUCGUGCUAUAGGAUAAUGGAAACAAAGUGGAAAGAGAAAAACAUCGAAAGAUAACAGGAAAAAUGAAACUAAUAAAAAAUAAA